Didymodactylos carnosus is the source of this 1425-nucleotide messenger RNA. NCBI's taxonomy places the organism in Eukaryota, Metazoa, Rotifera, Eurotatoria, Philodinida, Philodinidae. The record is from the annotation of a GenBank genome assembly.
AUGUCUCAAAAUAUGAGUUACGAAGAAGUCGAUCGUCCAAUAUCAGAUACUGACAUAUUUACGCAAAAAGCUGCAGCUAGUCGCUAUGCAAAACCAAAAAAUGCCAAUAGUUUACCGGUAAAUUCUGAUGACAAAAAUGCUCCAGCGCCAACUCAAUCUACUGAAAUCAAACAAAAAAAAAAAAAAGUAAAUAAACUCGCUGAGAAUGGCGAACAUGAUUUGGAUCAAAAUAAUUCAGAAGUUAAACCGCGAAAAAAGAAACGAGCACCAGAAAUUGAAAAUGGAGGCGAUGUAACAACAACGACGACGAAUGGUGAACAGGUCACCGAUGUAAAACCAAAGAAAAAAGCGCCAAAAAUACCAACAAUAGAUGAAAAUGGAUUAAUUACCAAGGAUGAAACAAAACCAAAGAAAAUCAAAGCACCCAAAGUGCUUGUAGAAGAUGUUGUUGAGGCAACAACAGAGGUCACAACUGAUAAGGGUGAUACUUAUGAUAAACUGAAUAGAGAAAUAAAACCAAAAAAAGUUAAAAAACCCAAAGCACCUAAACGAAUGGACACUGAAAACGACGGGGACGAACCACCAUAUAUUGAUCCGAAUCCCCGCUCAUCUGAUCCAUUAGAUGAGAGUCGUGCUCUAGCUGAUGAUGGACCAGAAGUAACGGAUUUUCUUUCUGAGCCAGGUCUGACUAAUAUACCGACUUCAAUAGCUAUCGAUGAAACACCACCAGAUCAAACAAGUGAAUUUGAAACAAAUAUUUUAACAGCAUAUGGUAAAUUAGUGAAUGUUAAUUUCGCUCAAUACGUCGGUAAUGAUAAAUGGACAAUAGAACAUCCGCCAAAAUCGUCAAAACAAACACGAAAAAUAUUUGGUUUCAAAAGAAAUGAAAAUGAUAAAUCACCAACUGUAAGACGAAAAGCAACUGCUCUUCUCACAAAAUUUCGUACAGGCAUGGGUGUAUUGCUUCGUGAUGAAAAAAAUUUGGUUUUUGGUGAACAGUAUCCUUAUGAUCAAGGGUUCUAUAAUGAUGAAGAAGAUGGUGUUGAUACCGAUAAUUUGCAUCGUUAUGCUCAACGUUUACGAGAAUUGGAAGAUGAAGAUCGUGAAAUAAAUCCAGAAUUUCUCGUUUUAAAAGAUGGUAAAACAAUGUAUGGUGUACAUGAAGCGGGUGCCGAAGGAGAAUCUAUAUUUAGUACAAGAAAACCGAUAUAUGAUCGACAUAGUGAUCAAACACCGGAUGAAAUUAAAGAAAAGAAAAAAAUACUUGAUCGUCUUCGAGGAACAUUUCGUAAACAAAAAAGUGGAGAACAAAAUGUAGUAUCACCAAAAACGGAUAAAGCAUCAACAUCAACACCAAAAGUUAAUGGAAAAAAUCGAAAAUUAGAUGUGACUACUGAGGUCAUAGAGGAUGAACAACUCGAAUGA